AUGAUCUACGAUGACAGCCUGUCCGACAACCUCCCCUCGGCUUGCUCUGCGGCUCUGCUGGCCAACGUAGCCUGUGACCGUCUCGUGUGGGAUCUUCGCCCAGAGUUCUUCUACCCCCCUGCGCCCCUAGAGCGCUUGUGUACGUCGGGCUGCGCCGCGGCGCUGUCUUCAUGGACAGUGUCAGUCCGUUCCGCGUGUGGCGAGGACGUGAGUGUCCCUGCCGACUUUGAGCUUCCCUCAUCGCCAGUGAUUAUUCCAGCCACCCUGGAGCACAGGUUUCAAUUUACAUGUCUGCGGGAGAACAACAACUUUUGCGGCCCUGUUGAAGCCUUGGCAGUCGUCUUCAGAGACCCUGGAGACAAUAAUCUGGCCGCCUACUGUGCCGACUUCCCCACGUCAGGCAGUCUCUGUAUCACCAACAAGUGCGACACCGUCACUGUUGGAGUCAAUCAGACGUGUGUCACCAUCGCAGACGCUGCAGGCAUCACCGAGACCCAGCUCAAGGCCUGGAACCUGGUCAUCAACUCCGUCUGCUCCAAUAUCGACAUGAUGAACGGCACCACACUCUGCAUCACUCCUCCUGAGCCUCAGCUGACUCCUCCUGUGACGACCAAUAUUCCACCAUUGAUCCCGACUACGGCCGCACCUGCGCCAACAGAUGCCGCCGGGGUAUCAAAUAAGCCUUGCGGCCGCUGGUACGACGUCGGAGCGGGCGAUUACUGUAACCUCGUGGUCCUCAAGUUCGCCAUCUCCCUAGACGACUUCCUCUUCCUCAACACCGGCAUCAAUGCCAACUGCACCAACCUGUAUGCGGGAGAAAGCUACUGCGUACAGCCAGUGGGAGACAUCAAUACCUAUGAUGGCCGGCCGGGCUAUGUCUCCGUCACAGUUGAUCCCAGUGCUGCCUUCACCGGCGUCCCUUUCACCAUGCUCCCCAAUGCCACUGUGACGAGCUACUCGCGACCGUACACCCCUGCGCCGCUGGCAACGGGAGUCCGCGACGAUUGCGUGCAUUAUUUCAAGGGCGACGACUACCAGUUCCCGUCCGACCAGCUGGGAGACUGGAAGAGCAACUGCGAGCUUACAGCCCGCAACUACAACGCCGACAACGACAACUUUGUUGCCUGGAACGCGCUCGGCACCAACGUCACGGAUCCGGCCUGCUCUUUCGUGGCUGGUGAGCGGUACUGCGGAUCCUGGAACCUGCAGGCCACACGCACCGUCACCGAGACGGAUCCGGCAACGACCACGAGCGGAGAUGGAGGCUCGACUCCCCCUGCGGCGACGCACUCGGGUCAGCCUGCAGACUUUGACACGUGGCACGUCGUCGUCUCGGAUGACUCGUGCCAUUCAGUUGCGGACGGCGCCGGAAUCUCGCUGGACCAGUUCUACGACUGGAACCCGGCCGUCAGCCGUGACUGCUCGACCAACUUCUGGUUGGGCCAGGCAUACUGCGUCGGCAUAUCUGGAGACGUAGGCGGCACAGGCACGACGAAGCCCCCAACGACAACUUCCGCGGCGCCGACGACUUCCAAGCCGAGCCCCCCAGGGCCGACGCACACCAGCCAGCCAAGUAACUGCAACAAGUGGGAUAUUGUGGAAUCGGGUGAUGCCUGUGGCUUACUCGCUGAGAGCAAUGGCAUCUCGUUGAACCAGUUCUUGACCUGGAACCCGGCAGUUAGUAGCGACUGUGUUGCCAACUUGUGGUUGGGCCAGGCAUACUGCGUCGGCGUCUCUGGAAGCGGAACUAUCUCCACAUCGUCAUCGACGGCGUUGACGAGGACGACGACGACAAGUGCUGUCAACCCGACUCCUCCCGCGCCUACGCACGAGGGCCAGCCAAGCAACUGUAACAAGUGGAAUGUGGUCCAGUCCGGGGAUGGGUGCGCCUCGAUGGCACAAGACAAUGGCAUCUCGCUGAACCAGUUCUACGACUGGAACCCUGCUGUCAGCCGGGACUGCGUGACAAACUUCUGGCUCGGCCAAGCGUAUUGUGUCGGGGUUUCAUCGUGA
Molecule: messenger RNA, 2013 nt
Organism: Colletotrichum higginsianum IMI 349063
Lineage: Eukaryota; Fungi; Ascomycota; Sordariomycetes; Glomerellales; Glomerellaceae
Product: LysM domain-containing protein
Exons: 3
Coding region: 1-2013 (670 amino acids)
Source: RefSeq, a predicted model, not a curated record